AUGACCAUGCUAAGAGUAUCGCGUGAAAAGCUGCUUGCGAUCCCAGAGCUGCUCAACAUCAUCACCAGCUACCUCUCGCGCGAUGAUCUCAGGACCCUCAUCCGUGUCAACCGUGCCCUCAACGCCUACUGGGUCCCACAUCUCUACGUCAAACUCUUUUUCCGCUCCUACCAACGGACGCGAAGCUAUCCCAAGGUUAACAUCUACGGUCAGCAUGUCAGGAGCCUCAAUCUCGUCGCCACAUCCUGGGAUAAUGUCGUCCACCUGCUAAAGUUCACCACCAACCUGCAGUCACUUUUCCUUCGCUACACAAUAUUGAAUACAUCCCACCUUCAGGAGAUCGUAAGAUUGACACCCCACCUGCGGGUCCUCCACGCGACCCUGGCUCAGUCCUCGAUGGAGCCAUUGAACUGCCGGAUGACGCCCUUGGCGUCACUCAAGCGGCUAGAAGACCUCAGCUGGGAGGCCGCAACGGAAGUCCGAAUUGACGAUGUGCUGUUUAUACUGAAAUCUUGCUCUCAACUCAAGUCACUGGCUCUAUCUCUCGUUACCCUGAUUGAGGAAUUUAAGGAUACGAACGCAUCUGCACGUCGUUUGAUCAAGGUCGAUGACAACAAACAUGUCGAGCUCGAGUUCCGGUCGCCAAUGUCGAAUCGCCAUCUCCCUGUGGAGGGCACUACGCUUCUGAACGCCAUCGCCAAGGCAUGCCCGCAACUCAAGCAGCUCAGUGUCAAAAAUUUCCCUCCUUCGUCGGACGCGGCCUUUGAGCAGGUCAUGAAGGCCAGUGAACAGAUACAAAUCGUCAGUGUCAAGAACACGGAGUUUGGCGAUAUUGCCCUCACGCAAUUGGCGCGACUCUCACUUCCGAUGUUUACGUCGCCUCACAGCCUUGUGGACCUCAAUGUGGAGGGAUGUUUCAACGUCACCAGCAGGGGUGCAAGAAUGGUCCUCGAGAACUGUGCGUCGCUGCGCAGUCUGAAUCUGCUGGGCACGCGGGCGGGAACGAUCGAUCUCUUCAAGGGAAGCAAGCCUUGGUCAUGCGUAAAGGCGCUGGAGAGGCUGCGUCUCGAGAUCCAACCAGUUGACUUCCAACCCCGUCCGCGUGGUACUGUGCAGAGGUUGCCACCCGUCAGGUUGUACACGGCGGAGGAACAACAGAUGAUCAAGGACCGAAUUUGCUCGUUCAAGGCAUUGAUGGGUUUGGAGCUGAAGGGUGAUGCGAUGACAUUUGAGAUGUUGGAGGCUCCGGUUUCGUUUGCGCCAGAGAUGCGGAGGGUGUUGCUGCAUUGUGAUCAAAGCCAAGGUCAACGAUGA
Molecule: messenger RNA, 1314 nt
Organism: Gamsiella multidivaricata
Lineage: Eukaryota; Fungi; Mortierellomycota; Mortierellomycetes; Mortierellales; Mortierellaceae
Exons: 3
Coding region: 1-1314 (437 amino acids)
Biological process (GO): SCF-dependent proteasomal ubiquitin-dependent protein catabolic process
Cellular component (GO): SCF ubiquitin ligase complex
Source: RefSeq, a predicted model, not a curated record